GACACAUACACAAAGACCCACAAGCAGAAAAGGAAAAAAGAAAAAAAAAAUAGGUAGACCUUGCUUUAAGCCCGGAAAGCCCUAUAAACCAUGUGAGACAUGCCAGCCUGAACGGACCGACCCCUAUGGAAAGCCAGCCAUAGACUACUUCACAUAUGACUAAACACACAGUCGCGCAGGGAGCUACAGGAAGUGUCUGACAGCGACGGCUACACGGAAAAGACAAUGGGAGUAGAAGUCGAGACCUUAAAGCCGGGAGACGGAAAGACUUUUCCGCAGAAAGGGCAUGAUGUUACCGUGCACUACGUCGGCACGCUGACAAAUGGAAAAAAGUUUGACUCGUCCAGGGACCGGGGAGAUCCCUUCAAAUUCAGGCUUGGAGAGGGUCAAGUAAUUCGUGGUUGGGAUGAAGGUGUAGCUCAGAUGAGCCUUGGUCAGGUGGCCAAGUUGACCUGCUCGCCGGACUACGCGUAUGGCAGCAGAGGAUACCCACCCAUCAUCCCAGCGAAUUCCACUCUCGUCUUUGAAGUGGAGCUUCUGAAAUGCUGAGUGUUUUAAGAUGGUUGCUCUUUGGAAUUUUUUUCAUUCCACCCACAUGUCUGAUGCAAAUAACUGUUUAAUUAAAGGUGCUGUCAUUAGCAUUUCUAUACAUGGAUAAAUCAUUAUAGAAAUUUUGAUAUCCUGGUAUAAUUGGGACAAAUGACAAACAAAUGAGACCAUUCUAAUGCCAUUGGUAUUGUUGGUGCUAAGAUGACAAUCUUAAAGGACCUUAAAAGAAUAGUAUGACAUGGGAAAAAUGCUUACUCGCUUUCUUGCAGAGAGUUACAUGAGAAGAUCAGUAACACUCUAAAAUCAGCUUACCAGCUCCUCUAAAGCUAAAUCAUUAACACACAGUAUCAUGUUUGCGUAAUCUGUCCAAAAACUGCAGUGGUUUUAAGGGGGUAAUGUGCCGGACUAUUUCUUGACUGGGUGCAGUAACAGACAGAGCCAGGCUAGCUGUUUCCAGUCUUUGUGCUACAGCGAGCUCAAGUAACCAGCUGCUGUCUGUAUCUUCAUAUUUACCAAACAGACAUGUUGGCUAUCUCAUCUUAUCGUCUAACUCUUGGCAAGAAAUCGUCCCU
Xiphias gladius (swordfish) is the source of this 1121-nucleotide messenger RNA. Its product is annotated as FK506-binding protein 1-like. The transcript is spliced from 4 exons. The coding region runs from base 226 to 549 and encodes 107 amino acids. The record is from RefSeq and is a predicted model, not a curated record. Gene Ontology annotation, molecular function: peptidyl-prolyl cis-trans isomerase activity. Lineage: Eukaryota; Metazoa; Chordata; Actinopteri; Istiophoriformes; Xiphiidae.